GUCAAAAUGGUUUACUUUGUAUCAGGGUUAGUAGCGGGUUAAUCAGCUUGAUUUUCUGUAACUGCGUGUUUAUGUUUCAAAUAUGAGUCUUAUACAAUCAUCGAACCAUCAAAUUAACUGUACUCCUCAAAGUGAAGAAGUGUUCUCACUCGUGGAAGAAAAUGGCCGCCCCAAAGAAAGAUGGACACCUCUCGGUGCAAACGCAAGUCCUGAACCUGGUUAUCAUGCGUUUGAAGAGAAUCACGUAGAUAAUGAAUUUGACCAGGAGUCUGAAUUGUCUCGCCUAGCCAUAGAAAAUGAACACCUCAACAGUUUGUUGAUGGCUUUUACUUCUCACAUCGCCCAGGUGCAAUUUCGUCUAGGGCAAGUAAUAAAUGCUGAGUCUGAUUGCAGAGAUCUCAUGCUUAAGUCUCUCGAGGAAUUUGCCUCCAGAGGAAUCCCUGACCUACAAUCACUGGCGGAACAAUGCAGUAAAUUAUCUUCAGAAUCCCAAGCAUGUACUUCAAGUUUAGAUGGACGACCUCAGAAAAUGAUUGAACAGCUGAAAAAACAUCUUGAUGACCUAGAAAGAUUCGCUUAUGAGACUGGUGAGCAAAGUGAACCGCCAACUCAAGCUAUCCUAGAGAAGCAGCGUUUAGUACUAGAAGGCCUACGAGAGAAACUUGAAUUGAAUAUUUCUAAUGUUGAUAAACUUCCAGCUGCUGAACUGCAACAAGUUGUAGAUAAGGCUGUCAAUCAAUUUUUAAAUCCUGUAAAAGUUAACGAAAAACUUGUGGAACAGUUGAAAACUCAAGUGAAUGAUUUAGAACGGUUUAUUGAUUUUCUUCACGGCUCUGGUGCAUGCAGUGAUAUUUUAGCUAAAGCAUUAGCUGAUUUCAAGCGUACACAUCAUCAGUUAUCAGCCAAUAAUGAAGUACCAUCGUGUUGUUAUGAUUCUAAUAGAUCACAUACACAAAAUAAUGAUAAUAAUGAUGACCAUGAUCUAGACAAUAGUAGUAUAUUUUCAUCACAUAUCCAUCCUGGUGUACAAUUAGGACAUAGUCGUCAUCUUCAUUCAGAUUAUCAACAUAGUCAUACAAAUGAUUAUAAUACUGAUGGUAUUGAUGCCUAUUUAGAGGAUAUCACCUCUACCGAAGAACAAGAAUUAAGGCGUAGAGAUAAUAGAAAACGUGAUGUCAGGAAAUCUCGAUUCACUAUCAUUAACCUUAUUCAACGAGCCAUCACACUUCUCAACCUGUUUGCAGCAAGUCAAUUGGGUCAGGAUCCUGAUACAUUGCUGACAAAAUUCAACGUGAAUAAACAUUCUCCUCAUAAAGUUGACAAAUCGAAUUCAUCUACCGUAGAGAAAGCCAAAACACAACACUGGGGAACGAUUCGAGCUCGUCUUGAAAUUGCUAUAAAUAUGGUUCAAGAAAAAGUGGUUACUCUUCACACUUAUAAACUAGGUAAAACACCAGUAGUCAAUUUAUACUCUACAUAUCAUACAAUGCCAAAUAUGAUUCAUUCAUGUACAACACAGUCGGAAACUCGUAAUACAGUUCCAUCUGGACGUGAAAGUCCAGAUGGGAAAGCUAGUAUGCCCACAUAUGAUAGUACAAUUAGAUCCUAUGUAUCACUACGUAAGGGUUUUAGUCAGAAUGAAGUUCCCGGUACUCAAAUUGCUUUACCUGUGCAGAAUUUACAUGGUGCCAGUUUACGUGCAUUGUUAUAUGGUGGAAGACCAGAUAGAAUAUUUUCAAAUCCAACUUUGUGUAACGAUAAAAAUGAACUCACUUCAUGCACUGAAGAUAUGGAUGACACAGAAAGCAGCUCAUGUGAAACAUCAGAGUUUCUGUAUACUGAAGCUGAACGCUCUGUGGUGCAUGUUGUACGUCGAUACCUCUGUCCCGCUUUACGUGAUCUUAUCGAACAUGGUCUUAUAAAGAAAGCUUUACAGAAAAUUGAUGAAAAUUCACCUUUGGGCUUAGCAAAUAAACGAAGCAUUUUACUGCUUCGUCCUAUCCUGAACUGUUUAGACUCAAGAUCAAAAAAUCACUCAGAAGAUAAAUUUGAAUGUUUAGAUUUGAACGAUCCAUCAAGUGAUUACAUUUCAAACUCUUUUUCGGGGUCCCGUUCUAAUUAUAUAGGAAUCCAUGCGUGGGAUGUAUUAAUGCGUUUUUAUCAAAUUAAGAAUGGUCCACGGUAUAAUGAAUCUCCGGCGAGAAAACUUUGUGAAAGUUUUGAUUUAGACACAGUUGAUGGUAAAACAAUCACAAAUCGUCAGUCAAAAUUUAGCAGAUCAUGUUCGGUUAUUGUGGUUUACUUUAGAAAUUUUUCAGUGCAAUGGGUAAUGUUCUUCAGGGUCACGUGGCAUACAAACGCAGUAAGGAUGCCAAGUUCAAGGCAUUCAUUAGUAUUGCACUUAAUGAAGGAAAAUUGAUCCCUUGGCUAAGAAUGAUCUUUCGGAAUCAUGUUUUUGUUCAAUCUAUAUAUGAACCAUGGAGUUAUACUUUGAGUACAGGAUUCAACGAUACUCUACAGUCAUUAAUUAAACUAAAGGAUCUUAAAUUCGCUCUGCCUUAUGAUUACAGUAUUCGUCACUUAAAAGAAAUGCAUGAUGCCUUCUAAACUGCGAGAUGCAUUUUUAAUAUCCAAUGCUAGUGAUAUUCUUUUUUUCAUUUCGUCUUUUUUUCUUCAUGUCCAGUGAUCAUUAUAUAAACUAACAAAAAUCAACAUUUUGUUGUUUAUCAUUUGUCUGAAAGUGUAAGUAUUACUUAUAUCUAUCUACCUAUAUUAUUAUCUUAUAUAUAUAUAUAUAUAUUGUAUUUGUAAUAUUUUUGUUUAUUUCUUUUGUUGAUACAUUAUCUCACCUUAAGCAUAACAAUACAUUUAACUCGUGUAUUAACAUUUGUUUAUAUGUGUGAUUGGAGCUUGUACUUUGAUUUAAUCAACCAUAUUAUUGUCUACAUUUGAUCGAAAUUUGAUGAUUUUUGUAUGAUAAACAGAUCUACUGCAGAUAUAUUUUGAAUUCUUUAUAUUAUGUUUACAAAAAGAUUAAAUGUUUAUUUAUUUCCAUAUUUUUGAGAUUUAAUCCGUAUGUCGUUUUGUAAUUAUGAAAACUAUUUCGUUUAUUCUCUUCACUCUACUUUCGGGCCUCAACAAGGCAUAAAUACACUCUAAACGUUAGGCUUUGUCUGUUAAUUUAAGUAAUCAUUUAUUAUUUCUCAAAGAUUACGAUGAAAAUGAUGAAGUAUUUCUUACGGAGAUUCCACUGAUUAGGAUUCUUUAGUUUGAUUUCUAAACUAUUUUCCAACUCUAAACUUUAAGUUAGGUAAUGGGAUGAAAUAAAAUUGUAGUUAAUUUAUUGAGAAUUUCAUACACAGCUGUAAUAAAAC
Messenger RNA from Schistosoma intercalatum, 3374 nucleotides. Lineage: Eukaryota; Metazoa; Platyhelminthes; Trematoda; Strigeidida; Schistosomatidae. The record is from the annotation of a GenBank genome assembly.